This is a messenger RNA of Bursaphelenchus okinawaensis, 859 nucleotides long. The record is from the annotation of a GenBank genome assembly. Lineage: Eukaryota; Metazoa; Nematoda; Chromadorea; Rhabditida; Aphelenchoididae.
AUGGGCCAAACUCUGAGACCGUUCCAUUCGGCCGAGCUUCAAAGAGUUAAGGCCUGCGGCGUUUUCGACUACACUCCACAGCCUCAGGAGGAAAUGCUCCAACUGGAUACUGACGUCGACCAAAAAGGAAACACUACUGUGGCUCACGUCUUUCGGAGAACGAGGUAGGGAUACUGUAGUAUUAAAUUGUGUUAUGAAAUAGUCUACUGUAGAUUUUUCGUAGUUUAAGUGUGUUGUGUCGUUGGAGUGUGGUUUAAUAAAGAGUUACUGUAAAAGUCCAAUUUGAAGGUAAACGGAUCAAUAUGAAUGUCUGAUACGUAUAUCUUGCUAUAGUAUGAUUUUCCAGAGAGGUGUACGGUCAAACACCUAAAGACAUGAAGAAUAAAAAAGUAGAUUGGAGUGAGUACAUUACUCCUUUGAAGAACCGACCUUCUCCCUAUGACUUCCCAGCGUUUGAGCAUGAAGAACGUCCGAAAGGUAAGAUUUGAACGAAAAAAUGGUAUUAUACUACUAUUAUACUUAAAAAAGAAACUUUUAGUUUAUACUGACAAAUUAUAAGCUUCUCAAAAUUUAUAAAACUGUAUGUUGAUAAUGACGCCAAAUUACAGGAAAAGACAAGACUUCGCACGAAAAGAGCAAGGAAAGAAGUAAAGAGGGCAAGAAGGACAAGACCAAGUCCGUCUCCAACAAGGAGGGUACCAAAGAACACACCAAGGAGGAAGCCAAGCCAAAGUCCAAGGAGGUUCACGACAAGUCGGGCAACAAGUCUGCGGCUUCUGGAGGAAAGAAGGGCGGUGGCAAGAAGAAGCCUCGUGUCUCUCACAACAAAGACCUGGAUCACUGUAGUUUAGAAGAUUAA